Messenger RNA from Eruca vesicaria subsp. sativa (arugula), 1964 nucleotides. The record is from the annotation of a GenBank genome assembly. Lineage: Eukaryota; Viridiplantae; Streptophyta; Magnoliopsida; Brassicales; Brassicaceae.
AUGGAAGAACUCUACAAAGUAUAUUUAGUAUACAAAACACGUGGGCUGAAAUGUGCUGCAUGCAAUCUUGGUGAAAACUACUAUAGUGAUGGUUAUCGCUGCUUUCGUUCUGGUUUCUUCUUUCACGAGGAAUGUGCUGACUCGAAGUACGAAGUUUUCAACCCAUAUCAUCCCCAACAUACGUUAAAAAUCAAGGUGUUUUCAGAAAUUGAAGAUGUCCAUGGUGAAUGCAAGCUUUGUAGAGGUAAAUUGUCCAAAAUGUAUUAUUAUUGUUCAGUAUGUGAAUUUGCAAUCGAUUUGAUAUGCACAAGAAAAAGUGUUAUGAAGACGAUUCAAGAUCCAGAGAACCAUGAGCAUCCUUUAUACCUUGUUCCAGAGAUGACUAUGUUUACAUGUCGUAUAUGUGAACUUCCUGAUGAUCGGUUCCCUUAUGGAUGUCACUUAUGUGAGCUGAGAUUUCACAAAGACUGUGCUGAAUCUCCACCAGAGAUCAACUACUCUUGUCAUCCUUAUCACCCUCUCAAGCUUCUCACACGUGUUCCAAGUUACAUUGAUGGGAAAUGUUGCUUGUGUGGAAACAAGCUUCAUAUUUUGUUUUAUCAUUGUUCUAUCUGCAACUUCAGUGUGGAUCUAGAUUGUGUAAAGAGUCCACCCCCUGUCACUCUUAUCAAUCUAAAAUCUCAUGGACAUCAACUCACUCUUUUGCCUCAACGAAUUUUUGUUUGUAAUGCUUGUGGAAUGAGUGAUGAUCCAAAUCCAUAUGUAUGUUUUCAGUGCAAUUUCAUGAUCCAUAGAAGUUGUAUAAACAUGCCAAACAUCAUAAAAAUAAAUCGCCAUGUUCAUCGUAUCAGCUACAAUCAACGCCUUAAUGCCGGAGAUUGGAAAUGUGGAGUGUGUAAGAAAGAGAUAAUCUGGACAUGUGGAGCUUAUUCUUGCGCGAAAUGUCCUGGUUUAGCAUUUCAUGUGAAAUGUGCCACGAAGUUCGGGAUUUGGGAUGGUGUUGAACAUGAAGACAUAUUUGAAGAUAUGACAGAUUUAAAUUCAUACGAGGAGAUCAAAGAAGGAGUUAUAAAGCAUUUUAGUCACGAGAAGCAUACUUUAAAGCUCAAAGAAGAGAGUGAUGCUAAUGAUGAAUGCAUGUGGUGUGACAUAUGUUCAUAUCCCAUAUUUUCUAGCUCGUUCUACGAUUGCAUGGAAUGUGAUGAGUUCACCGUUCAUCAGAAAUGUGCUCAUCUUCCAAAAAAGAUAAAAGACUCCUUCUAUAUGUUGCCUAUGACUCUAGUAUCAAGAUUUGAUGAAUUAUUUAUAUGCAGUGUUUGUCAAAACUUUGUUCGAGGUUCAGCAUACAUAAGUGACAAUAAUAAUCUCUCCCUUGAUGUGCGAUGUGGUUCUAUUUCUGAGCCUUUUGUCCAUGAAAGUCAUCCUCAUUCAUUGUACAUCAAUUACUCAACUGGAGACAAAAGCUGCAUUGCUUGUGGAAAUAAGGCAUCUGUGGUUUUGAGUUGCGAAGAAUGUGAAUUUGUUUUAGAUAUUAAAUGUUCUAUUUUGCCAAAGAUGGUAAACCACAAAAAUGAUAAAGAUCAUUUGUUAUCUCUAUGUUACGGAGAAAAUAGUAGUGUGCAGUACUGGUGUGAGGUAUGUGAAGAAGAUCUUAAUCCUAAUAAAUGGUUUUAUUCAUGUGAUCAUUGUGGUAUCACUUGUCAUAUUAAAUGUACGCUCGGAGACUUCAUCUGGAUUAAACCAGGAAAGGUAGAUAGGUUUUCUCUGAUUCCUAAUUAUCGUAUAAAUCGACUGGUUUGUGGUGUGUGUAAAUCUCGCUGCAAAUUCCCAUCUGUCCUAGAGGUCUCUGAAAUAGUUACAAUCUGUUCCGUAGAAUGUAUAAAAAUAUAUCGUGACUUGUAAAGAUUCAGUUUGCUACCCACUGAUUUAUGUAAAGUGCAUUUGCACCAAACUCAUCGUUGUCA